Molecule: messenger RNA, 3861 nt
Organism: Callithrix jacchus (white-tufted-ear marmoset)
Lineage: Eukaryota; Metazoa; Chordata; Mammalia; Primates; Cebidae
Gene: FAM167A
Product: family with sequence similarity 167 member A
Source: RefSeq, a predicted model, not a curated record
GAUCUCCAGCCGCCUGCCCUUCCUGAGAGGAGGGAGCUCUGGGCCUUCGUCCUGCCAGUCUGGUCUUCGAGCGCCUUCAGGACGGAUAGACCUUGGCACGGGCUGCCUGAGAUUCCUGCGACACCUGUCUGUUCCUGCCUUCUGCCGAGCAUGGCACCCACAGGAUUCCAGGACGGAUCAUAGACCGGAGCCUCCAGGAGGGUGCCCUGCGCAGCAUACUGCGGUUCCUCUCCGCUCACCAGCCACCAGCCUCCAAGGCCACUCCCAUUCUGGAAAUGCCCUCGGGCACCUGGAUGAGGCCAUCCCAGAGCCAGACCCAACUGUGCCACCCACCAAGCCUCACCCUCAGCCCCCCACCCCCUCCCAUGUUCGGCUCCCAGGACAGACUGUAGAAUGUCUGUGCCCCAGAUCCACGUGGAAGAAGUGGGUGCAGAGGAGGAGGCAGGAGCCGCACCACCGGAUGACCACCUCCGGAGCCUGAAGGCCCUCACUGAGAAACUGAGGCUGGAGACCCGGAGGCCUUCCUACCUGGAAUGGCAGGCCAGGCUGGAGGAGCAGACGUGGCCCUUCCCGAGGGCAGCUGCAGCUACGGAGCCACAGGCGAGCAUGGAGGAGGGGGAGCGUGGUGGGCAGGAGCCCUUGCUCCCCCUGAGAGAGCCCGAGCAGCACCCCCCUCCUGCCAGGAGCGCCAGCCAGGGCACCAGACCCCUGUCCACUGGCAAGCUGGAAGGCUUUCAGAGCAUAGAUGAAGCCAUAGCAUGGCUCCGGAAGGAACUGACGGAGAUGCGGCUGCAGGACCAGCAGCUGGCCAGACAGCUCAUGCGCCUGCGCGGGGACAUCAACAAGCUGAAGAUCGAGCACACCUGCCGCCUCCACAGGAGGAUGCUCAACGAUGCCACCUAUGAGCUGGAGGAGCGGGAUGAGCUGGCCGACCUCUUCUGUGACUCCCCUCUUGCCUCCUCCUUCAGCCUGUCCACGCCACUCAAGCUCAUUGGAGUGACCAAGAUGAACAUCAACUCUCGGAGGUUCUCUCUCUGCUGAGGAGCCCUCAGACUGGGCCAAGGGGCUGGAGCAGAGGGCUUGGGCUGGAGGGAUGUUGGAGGGAGCUGAGGCCAAGUUACUCCAGUGGGUCUCCCUGAGGCAGGGGUCCUGAGACUGGCAACUCAAGGGCCCCAGAACCUAUUCAGUGGUGCUCUCCCAGGGGCCCUGAGUGGGGAUCCCAGUGUCUCUGUGACUGGCUCUUGCUUAAUACCCAAAGAGCUCUGCAGAAGGGUCACUCCAACCAGAUGUUAAAUGAGACCUGGACUCCCACCAGAAUCCAUCCCUCCAUGGUCAUGUUCCUGUUUCCUGGAAUGACUGGUGCUAUGAACUGGGAUUCCCAAGGGGAGCCCCCCCACCCACCCAAAGCUGUCAUUCUUGCAGAAGGCUCUCCCACAAGGGCCUUGGGGAAAUUAGAUACAUGACUCAGCAACAGGGACAGGGACCUACUAGGAAAGGAAAAUCCAAAGACAUGACAAAUGGGCACUUUUGGGGGACGCAGACUCUAUGGCUGGCUGCCAGCAUCCCUGGUGAGCCUAAGACCCAGGCUGCUGUCAGUCUCCCACCUUGGCACUGCAAGGCUGUGUAAACUGUAAAUUCUGGUGUGUGCUGGGACAUGUGAUGGGUACACUAGCGUAGCUUGGGUACAACAAGUGCAGAUGCCCCCAUCAUCUGUCCCGGCUACAUGCACCUCCAAAGAGCCUUUCCACCACCACCCCUCCCAGGGCGACAGCCUAGGAGACCACUGGUUACUGAACCAGGCAGGUCCUGAAUGCAUUUUCUAUAACUGAAUUCUCCUGGAGGGGUGUGGCCGGGGCCUCCUGGUGGAUUCUGGUGGUGUCCCCUAGGUCACCCUACUGCCCUCCCCAGAAUGACAAUUAAGGGAGCCCAGAGGCCCAUCCUGAACCUCCUCUGAGAUUUCGUGCCUGAGUUAAACACCAAGUUUUAAUCGAAUAAGUCUGUGAGUGAUGUGUUGUUCACUUGUUAAUAACUGAUUUUUGUCCGAAUGGGGAAGCCACUUGUGUAGGUCAAGUACGGUGUGUAGGAUCUGAUUUUAAGAGUUUCUCCCUCACAACAGGCUUGAGGAUCAGCAAAUUAAGACCCCAGCAGGUUAGGGAGGUCAGUCUGGGGUCACACCGCAUGGCAGGGGUUCCUCCGCCAGCUGGGUAGAAUCCAAGAUCAGAAGCGUUUUUGACCUUUAAUGUCAUCUAGUCCAGUCCUCUCGUUAGUAAAGGCACAAAGUGAAACCUGAGGGAGAGGAGGAUUUCCCUCGGGUGGCACGGCGAGGCUGCAGAAUACUGAUGUGUGAGACCACUGUUGAUUAUGCCCUAGUAGAUCACAGGUCAAUGAACUUGAACCCCAAAGAUGGUCUCGAUGCCUUGCCAAACCCACACAGUGCCAACCCCUCUACUCUCCACCUCCCUCAGUCCCCACCCCCAUCUUCCCGCGUAUUGCAAUUCAGAACAUUUGAGUCAAUGAAGAGCAAGGCAUGGACGUGGCCCCACAGGGCAUGCAUCACUAAUCACUGUCCCAUGGCCUACACAUGGUGUGCGUCUGCUGUGGCUUCUUCCUGUGUGAUCUCACUAGGACCCGUGUCCACCCACACAUCCUGACCCACAUAGUGGAGAGGUUGCUUUUCUUCUGUGGGCUGGGUAGGACAAUGCAUAUGAAGGACCUUUAGUAGACGGAAAAGAGCUUGGUCUUUUGAUUUUAAUUUCAAAGAUCCAGAAGGUCUAUGCUUCCUUGAAAGUAGGUAGAACAACGCAGCCAAGAUCUACUGUCUGCCUGCUGUGUGCAGUGAAGUCUGCAGCCCUGCGGACCAUGCACUGAUGUCUUUCUUUGGAGCUCUGCACAAACACUGCCACGUCCCAAAUUGGCAUUCCUCUCCUGCCAGCCUCCUUCCAGAUGAGCCCUUGAGGUCUCAGGCUGACCUACACACACUCACCUACUCACACAACAGAGAACACGCUGUAAACAUUCUUGAACCCACGCAGGAAAGCCCAUCCCAUACUCUGAAAAAAUGCCAAACUACAUUUUGCUUUCUUUUUAGAAAUCAGUCAUCACAUGAACUGAAACCACUGGGUUCAACUAAAAUGGGAAGAUUGCGUUGAAUGUAGUCAAUCCAAUUCAGAAUUAAGUUGGAUGCAACUGAGUGCUUCAGUUGCUUGGGUAACCCAGUGCUUGCUUGCCUUCUUCGUUCUCUGGGAGAAAACUAAGAUCAAGACGCAUGUUUUGGGAUAGGCUGCUCAGUUCCUCCUAAGAGAACUUUCUUAUGGGAUGAGGUGGUGACCCCAGGUAAGAGGUGGAGAGGGAACAGCAAUGUUUUCUAAGCAUCGUCCAGCAUCGGCUGUCUUCCUUACUUUCCACAGUGAACACGACUAACCACAUUAAUUCAGCUUUGUGAAGUCCCUGCUCUGUGUGGUUCUCUGUGUCAGCAGCAACACUGGCCUAACCUCCGUCCCACCUUCCUGGCUUACCAUGUGUAUACAGUGCUGUUUGCAGUGGUAUUCACUGUCCUUCCAUCUCUCUGCCCUCCCCAAGCAUCCCCGGGUGUAAAACAGGAAGUCUCUACCAAUGCUGCCACACGUGGUUGUGUCUGAUGCCUUCAGGGGCUCAGUAGCCAUCAAGAGGCCUGGAGGGCCUGGGCAGGCUUGACGAUGCCUGACCGAGUCCAAGACCCACCCCCUGUAGCAAUACCAAGUGCUAUUACAUAAUCAAUGGACAAUUUAUACUUUUAUUUUUAUGAUUAUUUGUUUCUAUAUUGCUGUUAGAAAAAGUGAAAUAAAAAUACUUCAAAAGACGUUAUCUGUACAAACAAAGAGA